Molecule: messenger RNA, 5224 nt
Organism: Toxorhynchites rutilus septentrionalis
Lineage: Eukaryota; Metazoa; Arthropoda; Insecta; Diptera; Culicidae
Exons: 10
Coding region: 571-3882 (1103 amino acids)
Biological process (GO): protein autoubiquitination; negative regulation of centriole replication
Cellular component (GO): peroxisome; aggresome
Molecular function (GO): ubiquitin protein ligase activity; tumor necrosis factor receptor binding; zinc ion binding
Source: RefSeq, a predicted model, not a curated record
UCUUUUCGGAGCUCUCGGGGGGCUGUCCGGGCGUGUAUGUGUGUGUGUAUGUGCGCGCAGUGGUGCGAAAAAUCAUGCUGAUGAACUACUUUUGCUCCGAUUUUGGUGCCUAAGCUGGUGAUUACUUAAUUGGUGCGAGGGUGUUCUUAUUUGGCUAAUUCGAUGGAACCAAUUCCACGGUGGAAAAGUCACCAGUUGGGUUUUCGUCGAUCGCUGGAGCGGCUGCACCGUUGAUCACCGUUGAAGCUGCACAACAGGAAAGAUGGAAAAACAAGAAGAGGAGGGAAAAUAAGCGAUAGUCGUUUAAAAAUAUUUUUUCUUUGGACGUUUUUCGUCCCUGAAGUCGAAGUCGAAGAGAAGAAUAGUAAGAAUCGCUGAGUGAGUGUACGAAGAUCAGCUAAGCAAGUGGAAAAAUAUAGAGCGAGAGUGGCGAACGCAUCUGCAUCUGUGUCUGUGAGAUCCUUCGACUUGCAGUGAACCUGUGUUGAAGCUUGAUGCCUAAAGACUUCAACCACAACACCCCGAGACUACCCCGAAAACAAACAAUCUCUCCGAUCUGGCCGCCUACGUAUGAUGGAAAAUCGUAAUGGCCACGACGGGAGCAACAACCACGUAGCGGUCCUGCCAAACGGCGUCAUUCUGCGGAAACUUAAAUCGAACCAAACCGAUAGUGAGUGUCUUCUGUGUUGGAAGGAAGCUCGCAGUCCAAAGUGCCUGUGUCCGAACUGUUCGAAGCAGUACUGCUUUCAGUGCAUCAGAAAGUGGCUUUCGGACAGUAAAACCAAAACCACCGAAUGUCCGAACUGCCGCUGCAGGCUGCCGUUCGACGAUUUGGUCCGUUGCGCGGCGGAUCUCAUCGGCAACGAUGACAAACUCCAGCUGGUCGCGACUAAUUCAAGCGAGUGCGGGAAGUUGCAUCGACAACGAAAUGGAACCCAAUCGGGUUCGAUAAAAUUGGUGGUGAAAGUGAUCGAGAACGAUCCACAAGCGAAACGGUUACCGAACGGGAAUGCUGCAGUCGAGCCGAUGGUUAAUGGAACCACACCAGCUAAGAUGCUCGCUGUCAACGGGCGUCAUGGCAGGAAAUCGAAGGAUAUGAACAAGAAACAGCAGGUUAAACAUACCGAAAGCAAUGGAAAAGCAGCGGAAAAUGUGCGGAAGGAUCCAGGGAAGCUGAUCAAUGGCAUAGUACACAAGAAGGACAACGCUACAAAUGAACAGGUGAAUGGCGUUACUGAAGUUGAAGCAAAAGGUGAUCGUAUAACCAAGGAAAAUCCCAGUCCUCAUGGUAGAAAUGGCUUCAAAAAGCCACUUGCGACAAACGCAGACGAAGAAUCUGUAUCCAAAACGGUAGCAUUGGCUGAAACUAUUCCCGGUGAAACUGUACUAGAGAAUGGACAGAACAAACUGCAGGAUACUUCAACACACUUUCAGAAUGGAGAUCACAAUGGCGAUCUACCCGUCUGUACGCUACAUUCACUGCCACUAACGAUAUUUUGUGUAUCCUGCAAUUGUUGCAUCUGCGAGAAAUGUUCUCUACACCUUGCUUCCCACGCUGAACACAUUUUUCAAAAUGUCAACUCAAUCUAUGACACCAAACUGGAGAAAAUCAAUCGAGAGUUUGUCUCCGUAACUCGUUACCUAGACGAUCUCGGGAAGGUGAUACAAAACGUCGAGAGUAACAUCGACUGUGUGAAAGCCGCAAAAGCUCGCAAGCUCCAGGAACUGACCCGAUUGCUGCACUCCCAAGCGGAAUGCAUCGAGGCACAAAUCAACCGAAAAUUGUCGUCGCUUCGUGAUCAGCGGGAUGCCGCUGUAAACGAAGUUCACCGGGUUGCUUCUGGGUUCAAGAAACUAGAGGCUCAGCUUGCAAGCUGCUCAAAGCACACUCUACUAACCACAGAUGAUGAGUUCACCAAACGAUGCAGUCAGUUGGUGGAAAAUCCUGUGGAAUCCUUCGUUCACCGUCCCGUGCCUGCCGAUCUUGAAUGCGAUUUUAUUCCCGAAUUUCGAUCGGAGAUUUUCAUCAUCAAGGACUAUCGUGCGAUUGAACCAAUCGAAGAAUGUCGAACCUCAGAUGUACUGUACGACGUGAUUGGAUUCGGAUGGCGUCUGCAUGCGUGGAAAAGUGACCAUCUAUCGGUGACGUUGAUGAUGACGGAAGGUGUCACUGGGAGAUACGAAUACUACAUCGAGCUCAUGCACGAAACGGACCCAGCCAAGUCAAUCAAACUAACCGAAAUUGUUCACUUCGAGCAUCACCAGACUGGACCUGUGCACGAUUUGAUCGAGAACGACCGGCUGGUGGAUGAGGGUUUCUUGAGCGACACAAGCGAUACCCUCCGAAUAAAGUUCUCUGUUAGGCCACCGACGAUUGUAGCGAAAAGCUGCUACCAGCAGGAAUACAUCGAUCGGACCCGGAAGGACAAUGUGAACGAAUACGACAGCAAUGUUAUCACCAUUUGCAACAUACGUGACUUCACGACGUCCAUAGUGCUUUCGAAGCAAUAUACCGACACGGUUGGUUCCCGGUGGCGCUUGAACGUGUACCCGAAGGGUAAUAACACAAACUACCAAUAUCUGAGCACCUAUGUCGAGCUGUGCGAUGGUAUCGCUGGUAGAUAUCAAUACAUCGUGGAACUGUUACACAAGGAUGCUCACAAACAGGUAAAAUUCCAGUCGGAAGAUCACUUCCGGGUGGGGGAAAUUCGAGGUUACCAGAAAUUCAUCCGGGUGAAGCGAGUGCUGGAGGAGGGCUAUCUGGAUGAAGAUGGUUCCAUACUAAUCCGUCUGUCGAUACGGCCCGCGACGAUAGCUCUGCGUUGCCAGUAUCAGGAGGAAUACCAUACGCUCAAAGAGGAGAAAAUUCUAUUCCAGUUCAAUAGUCAACUUAGCCAACAUCUAACGAGAAUACGGACUCUGCGGGAGGAAAACGCUGCCCUGCAGAGCGUCACAUACCCAGAGUACAACUCAAACAUAUUUGUGAUGCGGAACUUCAGUAGUCUGCGGCAGAAUAGCGAGGAUAUGUGUUCGGAGAAUAGCUACGAUGACCUCGGCUGCUGCUGGCGACUCAUAGUUUAUUCCAACGGUGAUAAAAAUGGGCGGGAUAAGUGGCUAAGUGUGUAUCUGAGACUUCUAGAGGGAAUUCCUGGAAGCUAUGAGUACUGCGUCGAGUUGCUGCACAACGACCCCACCAGAACUAUCAAGAUGGAGGGAACGCAAACGUUCGAAAUUCAGGAGAAGUUCGGUUGGUCCAACUUUGCCCGUCUCGACAUGAUUUGUGCGAACGGAUAUAUCAACGAAGAACAUGAUUCGCUGUAUUUCCGGUUCUCAUUGAGGCCUCCAAACUAUAAAGUUAAAUGUGAAUCCCAACACCAGCUUAGGUCGGAUCUGAAGCGGGAAAACGAAUUGCUCAAGCGUGAACUGAUUCCUGAGUACAACACCAUCACCUACACGCUGAAGAAUUUCUCCGAGCUCCAACAAAAAGAUGGCUUCGUGUACUCUGAUCCACUGUGCGACGAUUUGGGCUUUACCUGGCGAUUACUGAUCUAUACCAAUGGACACAACGAAGGACGGGGAUGCCACCUGAGUGUAUAUCUGAUACUUUUCGAGGGCGUCUCCGGAAGCCGAUUCGAGUAUCGGGUGGAGCUGCUGCACCGUAAUCCCACGGCCAACAUCAAGAUGGAAGGCGUCAACGUGUUCAAGCUGAAGAAGAUCUGGGGCUGGCCACAGUACAUCCACCACGAUCGGCUACGACAGGAGGGAUAUCUGAGCGAGGACAACUCGCUCGAAUUCAGACUGUCCAUCUGUCCGCCUGAUAUCAAACUCAAGUGCGAGUACCAGCAGGAGUUUAUUAGGAAACUUAAGGAAAACCAAAAGUAGGUUAAUUGAAAUCGUGUGAAUGUGACAAUGUUCCUGUGUACAUACAGACUAAAACAAAUUAGAACAGCUACAAGUCAUUGGAAACUGACAGAAUGUGAGCGUGUGAAAGAAUGGUGGGCGCGGGUGGAAUACUUAAUAGACGAAGAACAAGAAGGUGUCAAUUAUGUAUGAAUAACUACGGUGAAAUAAACGAAAAUGUGGAGCGGUUGAGAACAUUAGCUAGCGAUUCAGAAGCUAAACAGUGAGUGAGAGCGGAUAAAUAAUCCCACGGAAGAAAAUCAAAACUCGACAGAAAAAAAAAUAAAUAUGUGUAACUCUCGGUGUCUUCCAAUGCGUGGCACAGGUCAAACAAACAGAAAAAAUAAAGCUUAUUUUUAGCAUUAGAAUGACGUUCGGAACUGACUGAGCACAGAAGGCAAAAGGAAUGCUGGUGAAGAGAGUACAAGGAAUUCGAGAGAAUGUCGGGACUGUAAACGCUAGAGGUCUCUGGUUUUUUUUUUGUUGACGUGCGAACGUAUGAAAUACUGCCAUUCUUACCUUCGUCUAUUUUUUCACUCAACCUGUUGCGGUGGAAAUGGAGCAUAUUUUUUCAGUUAUUUACACUCACCUCAGUUUUCGUUUUUAUUGAAUCUGUUCGUCAAAUUAUUCACAUUUUAGUCAAGCGACAGUUCCAAUUGGAUCCUACACCUCAGUUUUCGUUUUUCGACGGGAUAGGCCGAGCAUAAAUUUUUCGGUCACAAAAAAAACAUUUUGUACGAUGAAAAAAAAAUGACACGAGGGCAACAAAUAGUGGCGACCAUUCAGCAGUAGAUAGAUAGUAGAGAAAAUCUCGAUAGCGGGAAAAGUUACUCGGAACAAGGAGAAAACAGGCAGCGAGAAAACCGAUUUAUGUUAGCAAAACUUCGAGAAAUACGAUCGAAGACCUUUUUGUGCAGAAAAUUUGCUGAAGAAAAUAUUUUGAUUGUGUACCGCGCGCGCGAUCGUGAGUUUAGAUUUCACAUCAGACGAUCAAUGAGCUUUAUUAUUAAUUUUAGCCAAGUUGCUAUUUUCAGUGAGAUUCUGAUGACAGGUCAAAGAAUGAUGCGGUCCAGCACAGCUAUUUGAAUGUGCUAUAUUGUAGCUUUUUGAUUUGAAUAUAGUCAAUUUUUUAUGAUUUUUUUUUCUUUACUAUAAGAAUAGAACAAAUAUUCUGGCCAAAAAUUUUAAUAGUUUUGUAAUUUGAACGAAAUGAAAUUGUGACACAAGCGGCCUUUACAACUUUGUUUCAUCUUUGUUGCCAGUGAUAAAAAAUGUGGAAAACGAAAAAAUUCCUACAUGAAAAUAAAGAGUGAUUUUGAAAUAA